Beta vulgaris subsp. vulgaris (sugar beet) is the source of this 553-nucleotide messenger RNA. RefSeq lists its product as uncharacterized. Bases 10 to 525 code for a protein of 171 amino acids. The record is from RefSeq and is a predicted model, not a curated record. Lineage: Eukaryota; Viridiplantae; Streptophyta; Magnoliopsida; Caryophyllales; Amaranthaceae. The transcript is spliced from 3 exons.
GAAGAUACUAUGAAUCAAUUCCAUAUUCCAAACGAUGAAGCGAAGAAGAAUCUGUUUCUAUCCGCAGUUGCCCAAAGGUUCCGAGACUUCAAGGCCAAGCUAGUGUCGGGGUGGAUCACGAAGCGGAGAAAAGUCGGGGGAACAAAGAAGAAGAAAAUCUACGACGGGGAAGCAACACCUUCUUCUGAGGCUUCACGUGACACAUCAUUCGAGGAUCCCUCCAAGCUUCCAUAUCAGAUAUGGAGGCAUAUCACAGCUGAGCAGUGGCAUGCAUUUGUUGCACAAAAAACAACUACCCAGAAGUUGUUGCAAUUCGUGAGCAAAAUAGCGCGAAUGCAAAAUCUAGGAAGCACUACCACCAUCUGGGUGCUCAUUCGUAUGGUCAGGCGAGAGAAUCGUGGAUGUAUGACCAUUACCCCACGCUUGCGUCGACCACGACGCAAUCGGGCACUAGCUCUACGACGACAGCUGCACAGCGGCAACCAGAUAGAGUGCUCGAUUGGUGGUGUUCCAUGCAUGGGUUGAUGCAAAGGGACAGAGAAUCAUACCUGAU